Messenger RNA from Malassezia globosa CBS 7966, 1035 nucleotides. RefSeq lists its product as uncharacterized. Lineage: Eukaryota; Fungi; Basidiomycota; Malasseziomycetes; Malasseziales; Malasseziaceae. Bases 1 to 1035 code for a protein of 344 amino acids. Gene Ontology annotation, molecular function: 2-oxoglutarate-dependent dioxygenase activity. The record is from RefSeq and is a predicted model, not a curated record. The transcript has 2 exons.
AUGUGGACAAAUUAUAUCAAAAAUCGGAAGCCGGUCGUACUAGACGGAUUCCCUGACGAUCCGGAAUGGCGCGGCGAACGAUGGACUGACCUGGCUUAUUUACGAGACGUUUCCGGUGAUGCAAGUGUCAAGGUUGAGCCAAUCCACCCAGAGUUCAAAUGCUUUGGUACUUCAAUGCCUAGGAAGACUAUGAAAUUCGGACAGUUCCUUGAUCUCGUGCAAGAUGCAAAACAAGCUGGUCGAUAUUACCUGACAACGCAGUACGAGGAAAACCGGGAUGACAGUGAAUCGGAUGAUAAUGAAUGGCCUUCUUUAGACCCGAUACUUCCAUCUCCGACUCAUACGUUAAAAAGCGAUUUGCCAAUGCGUCCACGCAUUCUAGGGGACUUGGUAUUGCAGCAAUGCAACUUCUGGGUUGGCAGUGGCAUGGAGCCCAAAUCGUCCGGGCUUCAUCAUGAUUUCCACGAUAAUUUAUACAUUCUCUUGUCCGGACACAAGCGGUUUGUCCUCUUUCCUCCUGAUGCGUAUCCUUACUUGCAUCUGCGCGGACAUGUGGAACAAAUUCACAAAAACGGCUUGCUUGUGUAUGAGGAAGCCGGAAGAAUUCGACCAGAUGGAUUAGAUGUCUUGGAUGCUGCGCACUGGCGCUUUGCGUCCCGUUCUCAUCAAAUGGGUCAAAGGAAAAAGCGUCGGUCCACGAAUGAUGAAGCGCAUAAUUCUUACGCAGAGGCGAAGAUGGCUUUGCAAGAGCUGAAAGCAAAUUACGAGGAGGACGAUGACGAUGACAAUGACGAAUCACUUGAUGAUGACCAGGAAGACGAUGAUGAAGGCGGUGUAUUGGAUUCUGUCUCUGAAGCGGGUAGUGAACUUAACGUCUGUGAUGAUGAUGAACAACUCUUGGCUGAUUUAGAGUUCAAAGAACAAGAACCGCCAAGCUUCUCACGCAUCCCAACCAGCGUGUUGCACAAGCACUUUGGCAUUGAGCCACCUAUUGCUCCUUCUAGUGCCGAAAAAGAACACAUUUACUUCCUCUAG